Puma concolor (puma) is the source of this 5457-nucleotide messenger RNA. It is a transcript of the gene COL11A1, whose product is annotated as collagen type XI alpha 1 chain. Gene Ontology annotation, molecular function: extracellular matrix structural constituent. The record is from RefSeq and is a predicted model, not a curated record. Lineage: Eukaryota; Metazoa; Chordata; Mammalia; Carnivora; Felidae. Gene Ontology annotation, cellular component: extracellular matrix.
AUGGAGCGGUGGUCCUCUAGGUGGAAAACGAAACGGUGGCUCUGGAAUUUCACCAUAACAACCCUCGCACUGACUUUCCUCUUCCAGGCUAGUGAGGUCAGAGGAGCUGCUCCAGUCGAUGUACUAAAAGUUCUAGAUUUUCACAAUUCUCCAGAGGGAAUAUCAAAAACAAUGGGCUUUUGCACAAACAGAAAGAAUUCAAAAGGUUCGGAUACUGCUUACAGAGUUUCAAAGCAAGCACAACUCAGUGCUCCAACAAAACAAUUAUUUUCAGGAGGAACUUUUCCAGAAGAUUUUUCAAUAUUAUUUACAAUAAAACCCAAAAAAGGAAUUCAGUCUUUCCUUUUAUCUAUAUAUAAUGAGCAUGGUAUUCAGCAAGUCGGUGUUGAGGUUGGGAGAUCACCUGUUUUCCUGUUUGAAGACCACACUGGAAAACCUGCCCCUGAAGACUAUCCCCUCUUCAGAACCGUUAACAUCGCUGACGGGAAGUGGCAUCGGGUCGCAAUUAGCGUGGAGAAGAAGACUGUGACAAUGAUUGUUGAUUGUAAGAAGAAAACCACAAAACCACUUGAUAGAAGUGAGAGAGCAAUCGUUGACACCAAUGGAAUCACGGUUUUUGGAACCAGGAUUUUGGAUGAAGAAGUUUUUGAGGGGGACAUCCAGCAGCUGUUGAUCAUAGGUGACCCUAAAGCAGCAUAUGACUACUGUGAGCAUUACAGUCCAGACUGUGACUCUUCAGUACCCCAGGCCGCUCAGGCUCAGGAACCUCAGGUUGAUGAGAAAAAGAAAUCCAAUUUCAAAAAGAAGACGAGGACAGUGGCCACUAACUCAAAGGAAAAGUCCAAAAAGUUUACACCCCCUAAAUCUGAAAAAUUUGCAUCCAAGAAGAAGAAAAGUUAUCCAGCAACAGCAAAAGCCAAAGUAGGGGUAAAGGCAAAUAUUGUUGAUGAUUUUCAAGAAUACAACUAUGGAACAGAGGAAAGUUACCAGACAGAAACUCCUAGGCAUGUAUCUGGAACAAAUGAGCCAAAUCCAGUUGAAGAAGUAUUUACUGAAGAAUAUCUAACUGGAGAGGAUUAUGAUUCCCAGAGGAAAAAUUCCGAGGAUACACUAUAUGAAAACAAAGGAAUAGACGGCAGGGACUCUGACCUUCUGGUAGAUGGAGAUUUAGGCGAAUAUGAUUUUUAUGAAUAUAAAGAAUAUGAAGAUAAACCAACAAGCCCCACUAAUGAAGAAUUUGGUCCAGGUGUUCCAGCAGAAACAGAUAUCACAGAAACAAGCAUAAAUGGCCACGGUGCAUAUGGAGAAAAAGGACAGAAAGGAGAACCAGCAGUAGUUGAACCUGGUAUGCUUAUUGAAGGACCACCAGGGCCUGCAGGACCUGCGGGUCUUAUGGGUCCCCCAGGUCUACAAGGCCCCACUGGACCCCCUGGUGACCCUGGAGAGAGGGGCCCCCCAGGACGUCCUGGCUUACCAGGGGCUGAUGGUCUACCUGGUCCUCCUGGGACCAUGUUAAUGUUACCGUUUCGUUAUGGUGGCGAUGGUUCCAAAGGACCAACCAUCUCUGCUCAGGAAGCUCAGGCACAGGCGAUUCUUCAGCAGGCUCGGAUUGCUCUGAGAGGUCCACCUGGCCCAAUGGGUCUAACUGGAAGACCGGGUCCUGUGGGGGGGCCUGGUUCAUCUGGUGCCAAAGGUGAGAGUGGUGAUCCAGGUCCUCAGGGCCCUCGUGGUGUUCAAGGUCCACCUGGUCCAACGGGAAAACCUGGAAAAAGGGGUCGUCCGGGUGCUGAUGGAGGAAGAGGCAUGCCUGGAGAACCUGGGGCGAAGGGUGAUCGAGGAUUUGAUGGACUUCCGGGUCUGCCAGGUGACAAAGGUCACAGGGGUGAACGGGGUCCGCAAGGUCCUCCUGGUCCCCCUGGAGAAGAUGGAAUGAGGGGAGAAGAUGGAGAAAUCGGACCAAGGGGUCUUCCAGGUGAAGCUGGUCCUCGAGGUUUGCUGGGACCAAGGGGGACUCCAGGACCUACAGGGCAGCCUGGUAUUGCAGGUGUAGACGGCCCCCCAGGACCAAAAGGAAACAUGGGUCCCCAAGGGGAGCCUGGACCUCCAGGUCAGCAAGGGAAUCCAGGACCUCAGGGUCUUCCUGGUCCACAAGGUCCAAUUGGUCCUCCUGGUGAAAAAGGACCACAAGGAAAACCAGGACUUGCAGGACUUCCUGGUGCUGAUGGGCCUCCUGGUCAUCCUGGAAAAGAAGGCCAGUCUGGAGAAAAAGGUGCUCUGGGUCCUCCUGGUCCACAGGGUCCUAUUGGUUACCCUGGUCCCCGAGGAGUAAAGGGAGCAGAUGGUGUCAGAGGCCUCAAGGGCUCUAAAGGUGAAAAGGGUGAAGAUGGUUUUCCAGGAUUCAAAGGUGACAUGGGUCUUAAAGGUGACAGAGGAGAAGUUGGUCAAGUAGGUCCAAGAGGAGAAGAUGGCCCUGAAGGACCCAAGGGUCGAGCAGGUCCAACUGGAGACCCCGGUCCUUCUGGGCAAGCAGGAGAGAAGGGGAAACUUGGUGUUCCAGGAUUACCAGGAUAUCCAGGAAGACAAGGUCCAAAGGGUUCCACUGGAUUUCCUGGGUUUCCAGGUGCCAAUGGAGAGAAAGGUGCACGGGGUGUAGCUGGCAAACCAGGACCUCGGGGUCAACGUGGCCCAACGGGUCCUCGAGGUUCAAGAGGUGCGAGAGGUCCCACGGGGAAACCUGGUCCAAAGGGUACUUCAGGUGGUGAUGGCCCUCCUGGCCCUCCUGGUGAAAGAGGCCCUCAAGGACCUCAGGGUCCAGUUGGAUUCCCUGGACCUAAAGGUCCUCCUGGACCACCUGGGAAGGAUGGCCUGCCAGGACACCCUGGACAACGUGGAGAGACUGGAUUUCAAGGCAAGACUGGCCCUCCAGGACCAGGGGGUGUCGUUGGACCACAGGGACCAACGGGUGAGACUGGUCCAAUAGGUGAACGAGGACAUCCUGGCCCUCCCGGCCCUCCUGGUGAGCAAGGUCUUCCUGGUGCUGCAGGAAAAGAAGGUGCAAAGGGUGACCCCGGUCCUCAAGGUAUCUCAGGGAAAGACGGACCAGCAGGACUGCGUGGUUUCCCAGGUGAAAGAGGUCUUCCUGGAGCUCAGGGUGCACCUGGACUGAAAGGAGGGGAAGGUCCCCAGGGCCCACCAGGGCCAGUUGGCUCACCAGGAGAACGCGGAUCAGCGGGUACAGCUGGCCCAAUUGGAUUGCCAGGGCGUCCAGGACCCCAGGGUCCUCCUGGUCCAGCUGGAGAGAAAGGUGCUCCUGGAGAAAAAGGUCCCCAAGGCCCUGCAGGGAGAGAUGGAGUCCAAGGCCCUGUGGGUCUCCCAGGGCCUGCUGGGCCUGCAGGCUCACCUGGAGAAGAUGGAGACAAGGGUGAAAUUGGUGAACCAGGACAGAAAGGCAGCAAGGGUGACAAAGGAGAAAACGGUCCUCCUGGACCUCCAGGUCUUCAAGGUCCUGUUGGUGCCCCUGGAAUUGCUGGGGGUGAUGGUGAGCCAGGUCCCCGAGGUCAGCAGGGGAUGUUUGGACAAAAGGGUGAUGAGGGUGCAAGAGGUUUCCCAGGACCUCCUGGUCCAAUAGGUCUUCAGGGUCUGCCGGGCCCACCUGGUGAAAAAGGUGAAAAUGGGGAUGUUGGUCCCAUGGGUCCACCUGGUCCUCCAGGCCCAAGAGGCCCUCAAGGUCCCAAUGGAGCUGAUGGACCACAAGGACCCCCAGGAUCCAUUGGUUCAGUUGGUGGUGUUGGAGAAAAGGGUGAGCCUGGAGAAGCAGGGAACCCAGGGCCCCCUGGGGAAGCAGGCACAGGCGGCCCCAAAGGAGAAAGAGGAGAGAAAGGAGAAGCUGGUGCACCUGGUGCUGCUGGACCUCCUGGUGCUAAGGGACCACCAGGUGAUGAUGGCCCUAAGGGUAACCCGGGUCCUGUUGGUUUUCCCGGAGAUCCUGGUCCUCCUGGAGAACCUGGCCCUGCAGGUCAAGAUGGUGUUGGUGGUGACAAGGGUGAAGACGGAGAUCCUGGUCAACCGGGUCCACCUGGCCCAUCUGGUGAGGCUGGCCCACCAGGUCCUCCUGGAAAAAGAGGCCCUCCUGGAGCAGCAGGUGCAGAGGGAAGACAAGGAGAAAAAGGCGCCAAGGGAGAAGCAGGUGCUGAAGGCCCACCUGGAAAAACUGGCCCAGUUGGUCCUCAGGGACCUGCUGGAAAGCCUGGUCCAGAGGGUCUUCGGGGCAUCCCUGGCCCUGUGGGAGAGCAAGGUCUCCCUGGAGCUGCAGGUCAAGAUGGGCCUCCUGGUCCUAUGGGACCUCCUGGCUUACCUGGUCUCAAAGGUGACCCCGGUUCCAAGGGUGAGAAGGGACAUCCUGGUUUAAUUGGCCUGAUUGGUCCUCCAGGAGAACAAGGUGAAAAGGGUGACAGAGGACUCCCUGGAACUCAAGGAUCUCCAGGAGCAAAGGGGGAUGGAGGGAUUCCAGGUCCUGCUGGUCCCAUAGGUCCCCCUGGUCCUCCAGGCUUACCGGGUCCUCAAGGUCCAAAGGGUACCAAAGGCUCUACCGGACCUGCUGGCCAGAAGGGCGACAGUGGUCUUCCAGGGCCUCCUGGGCCCCCGGGCCCACCUGGAGAAGUCAUUCAGCCUUUACCAAUCUUGUCACCCAAAAAAACAAGAAGACAUGCCGAAAACAUGCAAGCAGAUGCAGGUGAUAAUAUUCUUGACUACUCAGAUGGAAUGGAGGAAAUAUUUGGUUCCCUCAACUCCCUGAAACAAGACAUCGAACAUAUGAAGUUUCCCAUGGGUACGCAGACUAACCCAGCUCGAACAUGCAAAGACCUGCAACUCAGCCAUCCUGACUUCCCAGAUGGUGAAUACUGGAUUGAUCCCAACCAAGGUUGCUCAGGAGAUUCCUUCAAAGUUUACUGUAAUUUCACGUCUGGUGGCGAGACUUGCAUUUAUCCAGACAAAAAAUCUGAGGGAGUAAGAAUAUCAUCGUGGCCAAAGGAGAAACCAGGAAGCUGGUUUAGUGAAUUUAAGAGAGGAAAACUGCUUUCCUAUUUAGAUGUUGAAGGAAAUUCCAUUAAUAUGGUGCAAAUGACAUUCCUGAAACUGCUGACUGCCUCUGCUCGGCAAAAUUUCACCUACACCUGUCAUCAGUCAGCAGCCUGGUAUGAUGUGUCAUCAGGAAGUUAUGACAAAGCACUACGGUUCUUGGGAUCCAAUGAUGAGGAGAUGUCCUAUGACAACAACCCUUUCAUCAAAGCACUAUAUGAUGGCUGUGCGUCCAGAAAAGGCUAUGAAAAAACUGUGAUUGAAAUCAAUACACCGAAAAUUGAUCAAGUACCUAUCGUUGAUGUAAUGAUCAAUGACUUUGGUGAUCAGAAUCAGAAAUUUGGAUUUGAAGUUGGUCCUGUUUGUUUUCUUGGCUAA